Molecule: messenger RNA, 3725 nt
Organism: Neodiprion fabricii
Lineage: Eukaryota; Metazoa; Arthropoda; Insecta; Hymenoptera; Diprionidae
Product: ATP-binding cassette sub-family G member 1-like
Exons: 12
Coding region: 665-2590 (641 amino acids)
Cellular component (GO): plasma membrane
Molecular function (GO): ATP hydrolysis activity; ABC-type transporter activity; ATP binding
Source: RefSeq, a predicted model, not a curated record
GUCGAACUGCAUCUCUAAUGGCUAAUCAAAUCCCCUCCGAGAUAUUCGUUGCUGGGGAAUAAAUUGUGGAUCACCUGGAAGAACGGAGAGCUUUAAAUUCGGGCAUCAUGCGCGGGCAACUCAAAACUGUUGGACACCCUCAGCGACGAGGCUGUUGUUCGAACCGAGCUUCCUGCGCCUGGUGUUUGUGUGUCAGUUGCUCAGUCAGUUCCCGACGAACUGUGACAGUAGUCGGCCGAUACUACGUCCCACACGUCGACCCGAUUCGAUAAAAAUCUGUGCUUUUCUUCUACUUCGUCAAAUUUUUACCCGCCAACUUCAAAUUCAUACCGUGGCUGUUGUCGCCGGUGACGGUCGGAGCGUGAAUGAAGACCGACGAAAACCAAAGACGAAGAACUGGCGUUAGAUUCCAGAGGCUUCUUCCACUUUCUGGAAUACACGGAGUUCGGGCUUUCAACGGUAUUGAGGAAGUCGACGUCGAAGGUACCUUAACACCCAGGAACAUAAUUCCGUACGUAUGCACGAAAAUCGGGCCGAUCUGUUCUGCGGAGGCCAUGAAAACUGCGAAUAACUCGGCCGUCUAGCGAUCGGUUAUUGCUCUUCACAUUCGCCGAUAGUGCGGAUGAUAGGAUAAGGAUAAAAUAGGAAAAACGACCAGCUGAACAUGGACUCGAAUCCAGACGCCGGUUCGGAAGGAAGCGAGAUGGUGAAAGUCAAUCUGCUUCAGGACGACAUCGAAGCCAGAGUCGCGAUGCGUGCCAAAAUCUCCUCAACACCGUUCACUCGUUUGACCAAACGACAACCCAUCGACAUAGAAUUCUCCGAUUUAACCUACACCAUUCCCACAGGAAGAAAAGGAUCCAAAUUGAUAUUGAGAGGAAUAAGCGGACAGUUCCGAUCUGGAGAAUUGACCGCGAUUAUGGGACCAUCGGGAGCUGGGAAAUCAACCCUGCUCAACAUCCUCGCCGGCUACAAACAUGUCGGAGUGAGUGGACAGAUCAACAUCAACGGUGAGCCGAGGAAUAUUCGGAAGUUUAAAAAAAUGUCCUGUUACAUUAUGCAGGACGAUCUUCACCAGCCCCAGAUAACAGUUCACGAAGCGAUGUGCUUCGCCGCAGACCUAAAACUCGGAAGUAAAGUUGAACGGCGGGAAAAACUUUCCACCAUAGAUGAAAUCCUAGAGACGUUAAGACUGACCAAAGCGAAGGACACGGUUACCGAAAGAUUGUCCGGCGGGGAAAUGAAGAGGCUAUCUAUCGCCUUGGAACUAGUCAAUAAUCCGCCGGUCAUUUUCCUCGACGAACCAACCACAGGUCUCGACGACUUGUCGACCGUCCAGUGCAUCGACCUUCUACGAAGCGUAGCCUGCGGUGGAAGAACGGUCAUUUGUUCAAUCCACACCCCAAGUGCCAGCAACUUUGCGAAAUUUCAUCAAGUCUACGUCGUCGCGGCUGGUCUGUGCGUCUAUCGAGGUUUGGCCAAUGGAGUUGUGCCGUUUCUUCGACACGUGGGAGCCGACUGCCCGAAGCACUACAACCCGGCAGAUUUUGUUAUCGAAGUCUCCUCGGGAGAAUACGGAGCGGAAUACGUCGAACGGAUGAUGAAUCUCGUGGAAGCGCAGAUGCCGAUCGACCCGAUCGCCCGUAAAACUAUCGAGGAUACCCAGUUCCAAGAUGAAAUCGACAGAACGACAUGGUGGGAUCAGUUCUCGACUCUGUCUAGGAGGAUGAUGCUCCAAUUCUACAGAAACAGGAAUUACAUGUACCUGAAGAUAUCGCUCCACAUCUUUCUCGGAUUCAUAGUCGGCGGUAUUUUCAUCAACAUUGGUACCGACGGCUCGAAGACUCUCUUCAACUUUGGAUUCUGCUUUUGCUGCCUCGUAGUCUUUCUCUACCUCCCGAUGCUGCCUGUGCUCAUGCAUUUUCCAAUGGAGGUGCGGCUUCUGAAACGUGAACACUUCAACCGAUGGUACGACUUGGGUCCCUACUUUUUCGCCAAGACAUUGUCGACUAUUCCUCCCCAGAUCUUUCUUGGUACGAUAUACUUGUCAAUGGUUUACCCGAUCACUGGACAGCCGUUGGAAGCUUGGCGAGCCGCCAGGUUCUUCAGUAUCUGUUAUUUGUGCUCUCUGAUAGGGGAAAGUAUAGGUUUGGCGAUCGGAUCAACGCUGAGCAUCGUGAACGGGAUGUUCGUCGGGCCCGCUUCCUCCGUUCCUCUAAUGCUGGUUUCGAUCCAAGGCAUGGGCAAUCCCGAACCUUUGCCGCUUUACAGAACGCUGGUAAUGUACUCUAGCUACAUUAGGUACGGCCUCGAGGGACUCAUCAUCUCGUCUUACGGUGAAGGGAGAAGAAAAUUAUCCUGUCCGCCGGAGGAGGAUUACUGCCAGUACAGAUAUCCCAUAGCAUUGUUGAAAGUUAUGGGUAUGGAGGAGAACAUGUUCUGGCGGGAUUUCAUCGCUCUCGUCGUAAUAAACAUAAUAUUGAAAGCGGUCAUCUUUUACCUACUGCGGCAGAGGCUUCGACCGAACAAAACGUUUCAAGCCCUUCGCGUCAUCGGCGGAUUUGUCAAAGGCUACAUAAGUUUAAAAUGAGUCAAAAGAAAUUUUCUGCUUUUAUUUAUUUAUUUAAUUUAUAUUCGGGUUUUUUUUCCAUGCUGUUGCGCGUGUACGCGUUUAUUUUUAUAUCGCAAUUCGGUAGAAUUGAAGAAACAGGAAUUCGGACGACUGGCUCGAACCGCACGUGCCGACGAAAUUGAGUUUCGAUAAUUUUAAGUCAUAAAUUUACAUCGGACAGCCAGUUUAUCGGGCAUUAAAUUCCACCGGUACUAGAAGUCUAUUGAUCAAUGACAUGUAUUGUUUUACGUAAUCAAACGUCUAUACUCAUUGUUGACUGAUGACUCGUUGAAAAUAGAUCAAAACUUAUCUUAUCUCAUUCGUAUGUAUAAGGUAUAGAUAUAUAUUUAGUGCCUUAAACCUUACUUAAAUCUUGUGAUAUUCUUACGUAAUAAAUAUAUUUUCAAAAAUUGAUUCACGAGCGAAUUGAAUAUUUAUCACAAUUCAAUUUUAUACGCACAUAAUACAUUUCAUAAUUCAUUUCACUACAAGCGUCGAAAGCUUCCAGACAUUGAGUAAAAAUUACCAACUGUGCAAGCGUACCAUUCAUGGUUCUUAUAAUUCGUCUUUCUGUUUAAUCAGCCGGUCGCUUACAAACAUUUAAUGUUGUAGAUCAAUAUCGUAAGGAACCGAUUAAUUUCCGUUACAGCAACAAUAAUUGUGAUUCCGUGUAACAAAAAUCAGAACAGAAGACUAAUUAUCUUGUUUGCUUUUUAUUUACUUAUUUUUCAUUUUACAUAUUCUAUUUUCUAAUAUAAUUCACGUGUAGAUCUAUAACUUUUCACACCGAAGAGUCGAUAACUUACCAACUGAGUAUCGCCGAGCUGUGAUAAUAUCAGUCGUUUUCAAAUUUUUGACAGAGCUGGUUAUGUUAAAACAUCGGAAACCUGUCGUAUUCACUGAUUUCGAUGGAUGAAAUAAUUUCUUACGAAAUCCAGUCUAAUUAAUACGUGUUCAAGUUUAUUACUUUGCAAUCUCAAUCAUAUUAGUGUCGCAGAUUUGACAACGCUACGUUGUAUUUUUCUCUCAAACUUCUGUGCCAAUAUUUGUCCAAAAAAAAAAAAAAAAGUUCGUCACCAUAUUCGUUUGGUUGCUCGCUUACAAUUAGUUCAGU